Cokeromyces recurvatus is the source of this 1107-nucleotide messenger RNA. Its product is annotated as WD40-repeat-containing domain protein. The transcript is spliced from 5 exons. NCBI's taxonomy places the organism in Eukaryota, Fungi, Mucoromycota, Mucoromycetes, Mucorales, Mucoraceae. Gene Ontology annotation, biological process: regulation of transcription by RNA polymerase II. The coding region runs from base 1 to 1107 and encodes 368 amino acids. The record is from RefSeq and is a predicted model, not a curated record. Gene Ontology annotation, cellular component: histone deacetylase complex. Gene Ontology annotation, molecular function: transcription corepressor activity; protein binding.
AUGAAAGAAGCCCAAUUAAUACAACAGCAAAAUGACACUGAAAUUAAACCAGAAAAUGUUAUUAUUCUUCAAGGUCAUCAAAGUGAAGUUUUUUCUUGUGCAUGGAAUCCUGUACUUCCUUCACUUCUUGCAUCAGGUUCUGGUGAUGCUACAGCAAGAAUAUGGCAAGUUCCAGAAGGAAAAGAUAAAGCUUCUGAACCUAUAGUUUUAAAUCAUUUACCUAAUAUGAAUGAUAAUAAGGAUGUUACAACACUUGAAUGGAAUCCUUCAGGAAGUUUAUUAGCAACAGGCUCAUAUGAUGGCCAGGCGCGUAUCUGGACACAAAAAGGACAAUUAAGAUUUGUUAUGGGACAUCAUACAGGGCCCAUUUUCUCUUUAAAAUGGAAUAUGAAAGGUGAUCUUAUAUUAAGUGGAAGUGCAGAUACGACAACUAUUAUAUGGGAUCCUGAAACGGGAGAAAUGAAGCAACAAUACGAAUUACAUAGCUUGGCCAUUCUUGAUGUUGAUUGGAUGGAUAAUACGACCUUUGCAUCAUGUUCUUCAGAUAAAACUAUCUAUGUUUGUAAAGUAGGAGCGAGUAAGCCAUUAAAGAAAUGGGUUGGACAUGAAGAUGAAGUAAAUGCAGUACGAUGGGAUCCUAGUGGACAGUACUUGGCUUCUUGUUCUGAUGAUAUGACUACUAAAAUUUGGAGUUUAAAUAGUGAUGGACCUAUUCAAAACUUGAAAGGACAUAACCUUCAAAUCUAUACGUUACAAUGGGCACCUUGUUCAAAUAAUAGUACGACACCAUCAUCCACUAUUUUAGCAACUGCAAGUUUUGAUUCUACAGUACGUAUUUGGGAUGCAAUUAAUGGUACUUGUCUUCAUGUGCUUAAGAAUCAUAGUGAAGCAGUAUAUUCAAUUUCCUUCAGUCCUGAUGCUCGUUUAUUGGCCUCUGGUAGUUUCGAUGAAGUGUUGAAUGUUUGGGACUCAAAGGAUGGGAUUCUAAAAAAGACUUUCAAGACAAGUGGUGGUAUAUUUGAAGUUCAUUUUAAUAAGGAUGGUGAUAAGCUGGCUGCAUGCACUUCUAAUAAGCAAGUUGUUAUUUUAAACCAUAUGAGCUCUUAA